Messenger RNA from Dreissena polymorpha, 684 nucleotides. RefSeq lists its product as uncharacterized. The record is from RefSeq and is a predicted model, not a curated record. NCBI's taxonomy places the organism in Eukaryota, Metazoa, Mollusca, Bivalvia, Myida, Dreissenidae. The coding region runs from base 220 to 684 and encodes 154 amino acids. The transcript has 4 exons.
AAGAAAAUAAGCCAUGGUAUUAACGGUACACCAAAUCUCGUGGUCUCACGCAUACAGUUUGAUCUAGCCGGAACCACUGUAUAUGCCGACUCAGUAGGGUCGGCUGGAGUCAUCUAUCUGAACAAUAAAUACAGAUCCAACGGUUACGUUGUGUUUGGGUACGAUUCCUCAAAUAUCCAGAUUUGGGCGCCGUCAGACAUCUAUGGACGCCUUGUUAGCAUGGGGGACGGCUACGGGAUUAGUGGUCAAGCAACAGUGGCUGACUUGCAGCUCUAUGCAUGGAGUAACCAGACUCUUCCCUACCACACUAGCGGUACUCUGAAACUAAGUUCAACCCAGAACGGAAGUGAAAAAAUACUCGACUAUAAUCCGGCCGGGAACGAAAACCAGGUCUUCACUCGCGCUUGGAUUCAAUCAUCGAUUAGCCCCAGCACCGGUUACAGGUUUCCCGGUACGGGGUCAUUGUCCUACGAGACUACUGCCUACGACAACCCGUGCACAUAUGGCGGUAUGGUGUACGCCUACACCACUCAGGCUGCUCGCUUCUGGCAGCCGGGCAACACUAAUGGCGCCAUGGUCUGCAUUGCCAGCUGUCUGGGAACUGCAAUCAACAAUCAGGCGUUAAACGACGGCACCGCAGUACUGCAUUCAUGGGAACUGGGUACGUUGGUGGCUCUUGGUUGA